CUCUUUUGGAGAAGUACUUGCAUCUUGCACUCCACUGUUAUUAUGGGAAUCGUCAUAUUGCUAUCCUUUUCCGAGAUUACAACCAUUUAGAGUAAGACAAACGAUCGUCGCCGGUGUGUCUGCCAUCAAUAUAUAUCCUAGGACUUCGUCCGUAUCUGGCGAGCAACACACGCGUUGACACUGUCUCAAACAAGUUCGCUACCCCAAAAACACCCCGCCGUUCCAAAAGCGAUAAUCCUCUUCCAUGAUGGGCGACGAAAACCGGCCGGGUAUUAUCGGGAUCGACUUUGGUGGUAUAUCAUCUUCAGCAGUCUUUGCCAUCGACAAUGGCCAAAAUCCCAAUCUGAAAGUUCUUGACCAGUGGCCAAAGGCUACACCACGGUUUCUCAAGCAAGUUCUAGGAAAUGCCGAGAUCGAGUCCAUCGUGUACCGUGACCAAAGAUUCAAGGUAGUUGGUUGGUCCGAGGACGAAAAUGAAGUGAUCACGCCAGAAGGCGGGAUAAAGCCAGGCUUAUAUGUUUUCAGAGACUUCAAAUCGGAGCUCUUUCCGCCGGAAGACUAUCCUGAAGAACUCAAAGCAGCCAUUAAAGUGCCUGGAACGACUGCAGAGGAUAUUUCCGUGGACUAUCUAAGCCACCUUCGACGGAGCGUACUGCACCAGGUCCAAGGUCAACUCGAAAGGUCGGGGACGGCACAAGGCAACCUUCAGAUCGUAAUGACAACACCAAGCUUCUGGAACGACGAGGCGAAGGCAAGCUUCCGCGAAAUUGCCACAAACGCUGGCUUCGCAGCGAAACCGGACGAAAAGUUUGAUUUGAUCUCUGGCCUUGAAGCUGCCAUACGCCAUGCCCAGUUCAUGCAGCCCGCUGCAUUUUCGGUGGGUGAAACAUUCCUCGUUGUGGAUUGCGGUGGACAUUUUGUUGAAGCAGCCGUCUUUGAAGUCAAAGCAAAGAAUCCAGUCAGAUUUGAAAAACGAACCAAAGUUUCGGCAUCUUCAUGCGGAUCCGCCGAGGUAACUCGCCGCUUCCUAAACCUUAUGAAUGACAAACUCGCCAGAACGGGCAUUUCGCCCUUGAAAAUACGGACAAAACGCGGAAUGCGCCAUCGGUGCAGAAAACAGUUCGAGAAAGAGGUGCUUCUCGGCUUGGGUAGUGUGACUUUCCAACCCCCUUCCGAAGACCUCAGCGGCUUUUGGGUGGCGGAUCUAGGGGUGGAGAUUGAGUGUCCCGAGGCAGACCUGACUGAAGGGUAUAUGAGCUUCGGCGAAGACGAGGUAUAUUCUUGUUUCGAUUUCGCUAUCGAGAGGACACUCGAGUUGGUAAAGGAGCAGAUUGCCGCUGUUCAGGUACAGGGUCUACAGCUGCAAGGUUGCCUUCUGGUCGGAGGAUUCAAUAAAUGCGUUUAUUACUCUGACAGAGUUCAAACCGGUAUCGCGGCCCUUGGCCUUAAGAUGAUUCGAUCUGAUCAUGAUCCUCUGGCUUUCGCAAAGGGCUCCGCUCUGGCUGGCCUCAACGAUAGUUUUGGACACAUUUGAGCGGCGCGCGACUAGAUGGGUACUCCCCACACCACCCCUCAUUCGAUUCGCUAUAUUGAAUCUGCCGAAUCUCACCAUGGUGGCGAGUUUGAUGAUUUCAACCAUGCUCAGAUCGAUGGGAAGUUCGAGAGCGCAUAGUCGGCGAGUUGCAUCAAGAACCGUCAUAUUCGACGGGGUAUCUGUAAAUGCCUGCCUAUGGAGGCAAGUUCCAAAUAAAGUCUAAGUCUAAACAAUCGGAAUCAACACCCAGAUCCAUGGGUCCCCCAUCCCAUGUACCAAACGGCGCCAUCAGCGGGUCCAACGGAAGCGACAACCAGUCGCCGAGAUCCAGUUGACCUUCGCCGGACCAGUCUAUCAUAUUUGAAUCCCACGCAGUCUCGUUACUCGGAAUCUGUCCAUGCUCUUGAAUGUUGUGUGACUCGUCCUGAUUCGAAGAAUUGCUCUGGAACUCUGUAGACACAGAGCUGGCGAAUGUCUGCCGCAGACGAGAAACGUGCGUUUUCAGCAACUCAGCAUACUGCGCCACAAAGUGAAUAUCAUCAAGCGGGUUCGAGAGUAAAGCAGCGACAGCCGUGUCCAACAGGCGCA
Aspergillus calidoustus is the source of this 2122-nucleotide messenger RNA. Lineage: Eukaryota; Fungi; Ascomycota; Eurotiomycetes; Eurotiales; Aspergillaceae. The record is from the annotation of a GenBank genome assembly.